Messenger RNA from Prionailurus viverrinus (fishing cat), 4568 nucleotides. RefSeq names its product fibroblast growth factor receptor substrate 2 (gene FRS2). The transcript is spliced from 10 exons. The record is from RefSeq and is a predicted model, not a curated record. Gene Ontology annotation, cellular component: cell-cell junction; cytoplasm. Gene Ontology annotation, biological process: cell surface receptor protein tyrosine kinase signaling pathway. Bases 515 to 2041 code for a protein of 508 amino acids. Lineage: Eukaryota; Metazoa; Chordata; Mammalia; Carnivora; Felidae.
UGCUUUUCCAAGGUUCGGGCCGGAGAGAGGCCUGGUAGGCACAGCUGCUGUGGCUCGAUCGGCUCCGCGUAAGGGCUCCUGCCCUGGUCGGAGCCCGGAGGUCCGCGGCCGCCGACCCGCGCCUGCUCCCUCCCAACGUCCAGGCCGACGAAAUGACCAUUAAGAAGUAGAUGCCCAGAUGCAAAAGUGAUGAAACAGUCAGUUUGUCAUAAAGUAAGAUGCAGCUGUGGCUUUUCAACCAGAUUAGAACAGAAUUGUAUCUGUUUCUCUCAGAAGAGAAUUCCACAAGAGAAAACAGAAAUGAGAGGAAUCUGGUUUAAAUUGCAGUACCAGGAAUUUAGAUUAGACAUAAAGAGUUUCCAGAAAAUAAAGUACCACAUAUUGAAGUGAUUUGUUAAGUCACCAAACAAAGAAAACAUGGUAUUUUGAAGAAUGAUUAAACUCCUGAUGCUGCAGAAGAGGCUAAGAAUAUUAAUGGCUAGAUCUAGCGCUCACAUGGUCUUCUGAAGAAGCCAUGGGUAGCUGUUGUAGCUGUCCAGAUAAAGACACUGUCCCAGAUAACCAUCGGAACAAGUUUAAGGUCAUUAAUGUGGAUGAUGAUGGGAAUGAGUUAGGUUCUGGCAUUAUGGAACUUACAGACACAGAACUGAUUUUAUACACUCGCAAACGUGAUUCAGUAAAAUGGCACUACCUCUGCCUGCGGCGCUAUGGCUAUGAUUCAAAUCUCUUUUCUUUUGAAAGUGGUCGAAGGUGUCAAACUGGACAAGGAAUCUUCGCCUUUAAGUGUGCUCGUGCAGAAGAAUUAUUUAACAUGUUGCAAGAGAUUAUGCAAAAUAAUAGUAUAAAUGUGGUGGAAGAGCCAGUUGUAGAAAGGAAUAAUCAUCAGACAGAGUUGGAAGUCCCCAGAACACCUCGAACACCUACAACUCCAGGGUUUGCUGCUCAGAAUUUACCUAAUGGAUAUCCCCGAUAUCCCUCAUUUGGAGAUGCUUCCUCGCAUCCUUCAAGCAGACAUCCUUCUGUGGGAAGUGCACGCCUGCCUUCAGUGGGUGAAGAAUCUACUCAUCCUUUGCUUGUGGCUGAGGAGCAAGUCCAUACCUAUGUCAACACCACAGGAGUGCAGGAAGAGCGGAAACACCGCACAAGCGUGCACGUCCCAUUGGAGGCGAGGAUCUCUAAUGCUGAAAGCAACACACCAAAAGAAGAACCAAGUAGUAUUGAGGACAGGGACCCUCAGAUUCUUCUUGAACCUGAAGGAGUCAAAUUUGUCUUAGGACCAACCCCUGUUCAAAAGCAGUUAAUGGAAAAAGAGAAACUGGAGCAACUUGGAAGAGACCAAGUCGGUGGGAGUGGUGCAAACAGCACGGAAUGGGACACUGGGUAUGACAGCGAUGAGCGCAGAGAGGCACCCUCUGUGAACAAACUGGUGUAUGAGAAUAUAAAUGGGUUAUCUAUCCCUAGUGCCUCAGGGGUCAGGAGAGGUCGUCUGACAUCCAGCAGUACCUCAGAUACCCAGAAUAUCAACAACUCAGCUCAGAGAAGAACUGCAUUAUUAAACUAUGAAAAUUUACCAUCUUUGCCUCCUGUUUGGGAAGCCCGCAAGCUAAGUAGGGAUGAAGAUGACAAUUUAGGACCAAAGACCCCAUCUCUAAAUGGCUACCAUAAUAAUCUAGAUCCAAUGCAUAACUAUGUAAAUACAGAGAAUGUAACAGUGCCGGCAAGUGCUCACAAAAUAGAGUUUUCCAGGCGUCGGGACUGUACGCCGACGGUCUUUAACUUUGAUAUCAGGCGCCCAAGUUUAGAACACAGGCAGCUCAAUUACAUACAGGUCGACUUGGAAGGUGGCAGUGACUCUGACAACCCUCAGACUCCAAAAACGCCUACCACUCCCCUUCCACAGACCCCUACCAGGCGCACAGAGCUGUAUGCUGUGAUCGACAUCGAGAGAACUGCUGCUAUGUCAAGUUUGCAGAAAGCACUGCCACGAGACGAUGGCACAUCUAGGAAGACUAGACAUAAUAGUACUGAUCUGCCCAUGUGAGCCGGGAAAGCAUUACCUUGUUUGCACCUUUGUGAAGUUUUCAAAAAUGAAGAUGCGAGUGCUUCAUUUUCAUUUCUAAACACUAACUCCUUUUAUAGACUGAUAAGAUUUUUUUUUCCUGAAUAUUUCCUGUGCUUCUUUAACUAAAGGGAAUUAAUGUAGAGCAGGUACUCCUUAAAGAACACUCAUUUCAGUAUAUACUACUCAUUACUGUCCAGCAGCACCCCCAUUCUCACAGUGCCUAUUUAAAAUGAGAGUUGAAGUGAGUGACAAUGCUGGUUGAUUUGUAUCAAUAUUCCGGACGUACGCACAUCAUUCAUGUCUAAGUCAUGGUUGGCGUUUAAGACAUUUUAUAAAGCCUCUUGAUAAUGUGCAUUGCUAACAGAUAACUCUAGGCUUUGAAAGUAAUAUUUGUAGAUUCACUAUUCAUGGUAUAUGGCCUCCGGCAUGUAACGUGAGGAAUCCUUUAUUUCGUUAAUUGUAGGCUUUUUGACUUGAGCCAAAACAUAUGUAAAGGAAGUAGAAGUACCACACCUCCUUAUAUACCAGUCAGUUCCUUUGCCUUCUGCGUUACUAGAAAGAGUCCUAUGUCCGUGAAUGUGGUUUGCUCUUGGUGUGUUGAAGGGCAGGAAGGAGUCAAGAUUUUCUGUUCACUCAUCUCAUGAUGUCAUUUGAAGGGCAUGCCCAGAUAUCUUAAUGAGAAUUCCACUAGACUCAAGAAUCAGUCUCAGGUCACUUUACCCAAAAACUUUGGAAAUCUGAACCACGAUCUCUUGAAAGUUUCUCUCCUAUAGAUUAUUAACCAUAACAUUGUUUUCUGGAGGCAUCUGUGACAUCAGGUUGCCAUUUACCUUCGGUUUUUUUCCUUUGGUGUUUGGGAUGUCUUAUUUUGUUGCUUGAUGUCUUUUUCAAUUUAAAAUGUUUGAGUUUGUAUAUAGUUUUGAAAUUGGAUUAUGUGUUCAUUGUUUAGUUUGCAUUUUUGUCAAAUUGUGGUUUUGAAGGUUCAUUUGGAACUUACUGUUAUUCUAUAACAGGGUUGCCCUUGUCCAGUAUUUAUUUAUAUGCUGUUUACUUUUCAAGUUGAUAAAAACAUUCGCUCGAUUUGAAAUUUCCCUUGCGUCCAUUGGUGAUCUCUUUAACAGCUGAGACAAAAAGGAAGCAACUUUUAACACGCAGAGCUCCCUAAUGGUACUGUUUGCUCUGUGGGCGCUCUCCCCCCCCCCCCCCCCCCCAGCACUUUAGCAGUGAUUCCCUCGUCACACGGCUGCGGUUUUACUCUGCCCACGGUAGUGCUCCUCGGCUCGGCUGUUCUUUCUCACAGCUGGGUCUUUGAUUAUCCCUUGAUUUCAGGAGAGUGUUAGCAUUGUUGCCAGCAUAGCAGGUACAGUGGAAGUCUUCUAGCAAUGAGAUUGUGUCAUAAUUUAGGAUUUAAACCGAAUUGAAGUUUCUAUAAACUGAUGAGACUCCACAUGCCUAACUCCUAGAAAAUCAGAAUGUUCCAGUUUCUCAAACAGUAGAGAAGACAAGAGAAGGUAGAGUGGAAAGGUUAGGGUACUGUUUUCUCUAAAUGUGAGGGCGUUUGAGGUCAUGAUUUGGAUCUAUCUGAUGUAACUAACGUUAAUUUAGCAUGAAAAGGUUUCAGUCAUAUAGCACCCAACCUGAUCAGUAAAUAACCUAAUUAUAUAGGACAGUGACUGGAUUAGCAGAAUAAUAGAGUGGGACCAUUAUAAAGAAAAUAAAUUAUUAAAGGUGUCUGUUAUUUUCAGUGCCAUCGGUUUAUGUGCAUAGCAGAAUUUUCUUCUUUUCUUUUCUGUGAACUUGGUGCUUGACUAAAGUGUUCACUGUUCUCUAAAAAGAGAAUAGCGGUAUAGGUGUGCAGUUUCCAUUUUUAAUAUAUUGUUCCAUUUAUGCUUUCUUCUGAGUAGAAUGCUAAUCGUGCCAAAUUUAUGUGUUGGUUUUUGUAACGAGGAAUAAGAAUAAUAAUGGAACCAGUACACGCGGUUUUCUCCAAAACAAGCAGGCAAGACAGAGCCUCCAAAUGAAAGGGCUGACCUAUUGAUUCAUUUUGGAGGUUGGAUACUUUAUUUUCUUUCUUUUCCUCAUCAUUUUCCUUUUCCUUCCAGAUUCUAAUUAGUCUUUAUAUAUUUUAGGUAGCUCCGAUAUAAUCAUUGCAGUUUAUGCUUUAAAUACUGUGUGCUUUAAAAAUGAAAAUGGGACCAAUUUGUCUGCUAAGAAUUUGAUUUUAGGUACUAUGAGUAUUAGGAAGAUGUAUACAACUGGUGUUUACUUCUAGAUGUCUCUGGAAAUCACCCGUGUUCCUAUUUAAUAAAAAGUAAUGUGGAACACUACUUGUCCUUUGCAGUAGUCUAGCCAUGGGCAUUAAGCUCUGUCCUGGAAGAAUGUACCAGUUACUAGGUACAUUUUAGAACGAGAUAUUUUAUUGGGAUAUAAUUGUGGCCAUAAGUUUCAGAUUUUCUGAGACAGACCUAAUUUUAGCUAUUCUGUUCUUUGAUAGACCAUACGAUCC